Messenger RNA from Ceratotherium simum simum (southern white rhinoceros), 2137 nucleotides. RefSeq names its product zinc finger protein 792 (gene ZNF792). Gene Ontology annotation, molecular function: DNA-binding transcription factor activity; RNA polymerase II cis-regulatory region sequence-specific DNA binding. The record is from RefSeq and is a predicted model, not a curated record. Lineage: Eukaryota; Metazoa; Chordata; Mammalia; Perissodactyla; Rhinocerotidae. Gene Ontology annotation, biological process: regulation of transcription by RNA polymerase II.
CUGAGCCCGCCUCGGUCACCGCCUCUUGCUGCCCGCUGCGUGCCCAGGCUCGGAUGGCGGCGGCGGCGCCGAUGGACCCGGCGCAGGGCUGUGUGACCUUUGAGGACGUGACCAUUUACUUCUCCCAGGAGGAGUGGGGGCUCCUUGAUGAGGCUCAGAGACUCCUGUACUGCGACGUAAUGCUGGAGAACUUUGCACUGAUAGCCUCGCUGGGACUGACAUCUUUCAGGUCCCACAUAGUUGCCCAGCUGGAGCUGGGGGCAGAGCCCUGGGUGCCUGACAGAGUGGACAUGACUUCAGCCAUGGCAAGAGGGUUGUAUGGUGGGCAUGGUUCUGAUUUUUGCCGUGGAACGGAGGGUGUGGAAUCACCUUCUGAACAUAGUAUUUCUGUAGAAAGAGUGUCACAGGACAGGAAUCCCAAGGCAGCUCUGUCCACCCAGGAGGACUACCCCUGUGACCUGUGUGGCCUACACUUGAAAGACAUUUUGCACCUGGCUGAGCACCAGGCGACACAUCCCGGGCAUAAACCUUAUGUGUGUGAGGCGUAUGGAAGAGAAUUUGGGUCCAACCCAAACCUUCAUCAGCAACAGAUGCAGGAGAAUGUAGAGAAGCCCAUCAGAAGGGAGGAAGGUGGGGCCUUGCUUUUGAAGAGCUGUAGAGAAGACACAUCAAAGAAACCUUUCACAGUCAGGGAGGGUGGGAAGGACUUUGUGGCCAGAUCCAGCUUUCUCCAGCAUCAGGUCACUCACAGUGUGGAGGGGCCACACCAGAGCACCGACGGUGUAGAGGAUCUUCACACUGUGCAAAGCCGUAACAAGUGCAGUGAAUUUGGGAACACUUUCAGUGACAAACCCACACUUGUGCAGCCUCAGAGAACACACACUGGAGAAAGGCCGUACGAGUGCAGCAGAUGUGGGAUAUUCUUUAGCCAUGCUGCUGGCCUCUUUCAACACCAGAGAGACCACAAUAGAGGAAAGCCUUAUGAGUGCUGUGAAUGUGGGAAAUUCUUCAGCCAACACUCCAGUCUCAUUAAACACCAGAGAGUUCACACGGGUGAGAGCCCUCAUGUGUGCAGCGAAUGUGGGAAGUUCUUCAGCCGAAGCUCCAACCUCAUUCAACAUAAGAGGGUUCACACUGGUGAGAAGCCUUACGAGUGCAGCGAAUGUGGGAAGUUCUUCAGCCGAAGCUCCAACCUCAUUCAACAUAAGAGGGUUCACACUGGUGAGAAGCCUUACGAGUGCAGCGAAUGUGGGAAGUUCUUUAGCCAACGCUCCAACCUCAUUCAUCACAAGAGGGUUCAUACUGGGAAGAGCGCUCACGAGUGCAGUGAAUGUGGGAAAUCCUUCAACUGCAACUCCAGCCUGAUUAAACAUUGGAGAGUGCACACUGGAGAAAGACCUUAUAAGUGCAAUGAAUGUGGGAAAUUCUUCAGCCACAUCGCCAGUCUCAUUCAGCAUCAGAUUGUUCACACUGGUGAACGGCCUUUUGGGUGCAGUGAAUGUGGGAAAGCCUUCAGCCGAAGCUCUGACCUCAUGAAACAUCAGAGAGUCCACACUGGUGAACGGCCUUAUGAGUGCACGGAAUGUGGGAAAUUGUUUAGCCAAAGCUCCAGCCUCAACAGCCAUCGGAGACUUCACACUGGUGAACGGCCUUAUCAGUGCCCUGAAUGUGGGAAAUUUUUUAACCAAAGCUCCAGCCUCAAUAACCAUCGGAGACUUCACACCGGUGAACGGCCUUAUGAGUGCCUCGAAUGUGGGAAAACCUUCAGACAAAGGUCUAAUCUGAGGCAGCACCAGAAAGUUCACAAACCAGAUAGGCCGUAUACAUGCAACGAAUGUGGAAAAGCCUUCAGCCAAAAGCCUACCCUCAUUCGGCAUCAGAAAAUUCACACUAGACAAAGGAGUACAGAGAAUGUGCUCCCCCCUCCUUCAACACAACACACACUAGAGAUAAGCUCUGAGAGUAGUCUUUAUGAGGGAGCCAUAAGCCAGAAGUUGAACCUGGUUUAUCCAAGUGUCCACACUGGGGAGAUUCCCUACCAAUGCUAGAUAUGUUGGGAGCUUUCAGGAGUGAAGUUGCAUUUUCUGACAUGAACUUUUCCAGAGUUUUGUCACUACUAGUGUUUGUAGGAGAAGCC